Penicillium subrubescens is the source of this 1542-nucleotide messenger RNA. RefSeq lists its product as uncharacterized. The transcript is spliced from 2 exons. Bases 1 to 1542 code for a protein of 513 amino acids. NCBI's taxonomy places the organism in Eukaryota, Fungi, Ascomycota, Eurotiomycetes, Eurotiales, Aspergillaceae. The record is from RefSeq and is a predicted model, not a curated record.
AUGUCAAUCAGGCUAAGCCCUAGGCGGGGCGCGCUGCGCGUCGCGCGCAGCUUACCACGAGCUUUAUCGAGCUUCGCCUGCUCGAGCAGAUGGUAUGCCACCAGCAGCUCUCCUCCAUUUGCAUUCACAUGGAUCACAAAAUCGCCGGAAGCUCUAAGCACACAGGAUAUCCUAUCUUCCCUUCCACCUCCACAGCUCGCCCAAGAUUCAGUCCCAUUACUCCUCGUCACCCCGAGCUUCGCGCAUUGGCUCGAUCCCUCCGAUGACUUUCUAUUCCAAUUGAUGCGCCAGCUAUAUGGCAGCGACUCCAACGUUAACACCCUCUACGCCGUUGCCGCUAUAAUCGAUAAAAUCCCAAACCAUUCAACGCCAGCUAAAGGAUCACCUGUUCUGAAUAAACAAGAGUCUGAAGGCUUGUCUCUCUUGGUUGUUGAUAAAGAGAGUAUGCAUGGCAAAGCUGUGCCUCUUCGUCGUUUUGGAGGACCUGCCAAUGAGGAAUCCGACCUUUUGGUCUCGGUCCAGGGCAGACAAACCAGCCAGGGCGCUACAGGCACUGCUCACGAAAUCGGUCUGCGUCUUGCAAAUACUGUCUUUGUCAAUGGGAAGGAAUCAACACUUUUUGGCAUGCGGUGGACUCGUGAUGCUACUACGAACGCAUAUACCCUGGACAAUACGAUAGACCUGACAAGUUGCGCUGUCACAUCUACACCAUCUACCCGUUUCAGCCCCAAUCUGACCCUCCCUCUCUAUCCUAUUGGCGAACGGAGAAAAGUGAUCGCUAGCAUGGGAAAUAUUCUGCGGCAGAUUUCCAAAUCAAGCGACCCAAUUUCGAACGAGACAAUCCCUGCAUCCUCGGAGUUGGAAAAGGAUCUCCCUCGGUAUAUCAAAGAACACAAUAUCAUGGAUCAAAGGGUUUCCGUUUGGGCUCUGGUAGAGAACAAGGAUAUCACGGCCGCAGACAACAACUUGCCUACACAGGACUACCUGAUCCAAUCACUAGGCCGGGGCGGUAAAUUACAUCGGGUGGUGAGUGGAGGUGGAGGAUGGGGAAAGAAGGCAGGCCUCCUCUCCUUGGACCCAGAGAUUGGCUUCUCAGGCUCUGCCCAGCGGGAUGCACUGGUCGGCCUGGAUCAGCUCUUUGAUUCCAGUGCAGAUGGCGAAUUGGAUCUGCCACUGUCCCUUGAGAAAGGUUUGGUUGGAGAGGACCUUACCCUGUUGUCGCAAGUCGCAACAGCUGGUGAUUUCAUUCAAUUCUUCGUGUCGGUGGACCCGUCGAGUACAUAUGAUGCUGCUCCAAGUGAUGCCAGCCCUUCAGAUGGCAACAUUACCUACCGCUUUGGGAUGGUAUCGAAUGCUGAAGAGGUGUCUUCAUCAGAUGCCCUCGAUGGGACUGGUAAUAUCACUGUCGUGCCGAAUUCCUUCGGGGCACUGUCUGAAAAGGCGAUUGCAUACACUCAACCUGUGGCCCAAGGUGGAGAAACAUCCGAAUCUAGCACGAAGCUGGACAUUCCGGGAUGCCGCGUCGUCCUAAGCUCUGUAUAA